This is a messenger RNA of Magnusiomyces paraingens, 1176 nucleotides long. RefSeq lists its product as uncharacterized. The record is from RefSeq and is a predicted model, not a curated record. Gene Ontology annotation, molecular function: protein kinase activity; ATP binding. Lineage: Eukaryota; Fungi; Ascomycota; Dipodascomycetes; Dipodascales; Dipodascaceae. Gene Ontology annotation, biological process: regulation of cytokinesis; protein phosphorylation; mitotic spindle organization. Gene Ontology annotation, cellular component: spindle microtubule; chromosome passenger complex; spindle pole centrosome. The coding region runs from base 1 to 1176 and encodes 391 amino acids. The transcript has a single exon.
AUGUCAGUAUCAACACUUGAAACGAGACUGUCAAAAGUUUCAAUAGGUGAGGCCAACACGGGCGCGCAAUUAUUAGCCCAGCAGCCAAUUAAGUUAAACCCAGCUAGAAGUAAUGUAUCAUCAUCGACUACCACAAAUCGAUCAAUUCAUGGUCAACAAACUAGACAAAAUCUUAAGAUUCACACAUCUUCCAUUCGUCCCCCAUCUCCUAAAAGAACAUUUAAUAACAAGGCUUCCACGGUCUCUCAUUCCACUUCAAGCAUUGCUCAUAAAUCUAUAAUAAGAGAUUCAGGCUUUUCCAAACAAAUUAAUUUGCAAGAUUUAAAUUCCUCAGUUAGUCCAGCCCCAACCCAGGUUAGACAUUUUACAUUGAACGAUUUUGAAAUUGGGAGAAAGCUCGGCAAAGGAAAAUUUGGAAAAGUUUAUUGUGUUAAAGAUAAAGCUACAGGAUAUGUUUGUGCACUUAAAGUUAUGUCGAAAAAAGAACUCAUUGAGUACAAGGUAGAAAAGCAAUUCAGGCGUGAGAUUGAAAUUCAAUCUAAUCUUCGGCAUCCUAAUAUAUCACGACUAUAUGGCCAUUUUGAUGAUGACCAAAACGUUUAUUUGUUAAUCGAAUAUGUGGCCAAAGGAGAGCUUUUCAAAGUUCUUAGAAAAAAGGGAACCUUUAAUGAUGUCCGAGCUUCAAAAUAUAUUUAUCAAAUGGCAGAUGCUUUACAAUAUCUUCAUAAGAAACAUGUCAUUCAUAGAGAUAUCAAACCUGAAAACAUUCUUUUGGGACUCGAUGGAAAUAUUAAAAUUUCUGAUUUUGGAUGGAGUGUCUAUGCUCCUGUUUCAAGAAGAACCACAAUGUGUGGAACUUUAGAUUACUUACCUCCAGAAAUGGUUGAAGCUAAGGAACAUGAUUACCGUGUCGAUGUAUGGUCACUAGGAAUUUUAACAUAUGAGUUCCUGGUCGGGAGUCCACCAUUUGAAGAACCAGGACACGUUGCCACAUACAAGCGCAUUUCUAAAGUUGAUUUAAAAAUCCCAACAACUGUAUCCCCUGAAGCAGCUGAUAUUAUCAAAAGAUUCUUACAGCAUUCUCCAGAAAAACGAUUUCAAUUAGAUAGAGUUGGCGAACAUCCAUGGAUUAUUAAAAAUAGACCAUUUUGGAACUCUGUUGAGCAUUUAGGGUAG